This is a messenger RNA of Ooceraea biroi (clonal raider ant), 734 nucleotides long. RefSeq names its product 60S ribosomal protein L11. Gene Ontology annotation, cellular component: ribosome. Gene Ontology annotation, molecular function: structural constituent of ribosome. Gene Ontology annotation, biological process: translation. Lineage: Eukaryota; Metazoa; Arthropoda; Insecta; Hymenoptera; Formicidae. The record is from RefSeq and is a predicted model, not a curated record.
CAUCCUGCUAGUGGUAAGUUGGCAAUGCUGGCAUGUCGACCAUAGUGAAGUAGCGUGGCCGCGUGUCUUGGAUCUCUUCUUGCUAUCAUGGCGGACACGAAAAAGGUGCCCGAGAAAAAGGGCACUUUCGAGAAAAAACUGAAGAAGAAGGAGCCGAAAGAUGCAUCGAAGAACGUGAUGCGCGAAGUUCGUAUCCGCAAGCUCUGCUUGAAUAUUUGCGUCGGAGAAUCUGGUGAUAGGCUGACGCGUGCUGCCAAGGUGUUGGAGCAACUAACGGGCCAGCAACCAGUAUUUUCUAAAGCUAGAUAUACCGUACGCUCCUUCGGUAUCCGACGUAAUGAAAAAAUAGCGGUUCAUUGUACUGUGCGUGGCGUUAAAGCCGAGGAUAUACUUGAGAAAGGCCUGAAGGUACGAGAAUAUGAACUUAGGAAAGAAAACUUCUCUGGUACCGGAAACUUCGGUUUUGGCAUCCAAGAACACAUUGAUUUAGGAAUCAAAUACGACCCGAGUAUCGGUAUCUAUGGCUUGGAUUUCUACGUUGUGCUUGGACGUCCAGGAUUCAACGUAGCGCACAGAAGGAGAAAAACUGGUAAAGUCGGUUUCCAACACAGACUUACCAAGGAAGACGCUAUGAAGUGGUUCCAACAAAAGUACGAUGGCAUUAUUAUAGCCGGCAAAAAAUAAUGUUCAUACUUUGUAUUUUAUGACUACGUCAUAAAGAUAUUUUCAAAAAA